Manis javanica (Malayan pangolin) is the source of this 8431-nucleotide messenger RNA. RefSeq names its product low density lipoprotein receptor class A domain containing 4 (gene LDLRAD4). The record is from RefSeq and is a predicted model, not a curated record. Gene Ontology annotation, molecular function: R-SMAD binding. Gene Ontology annotation, biological process: negative regulation of transforming growth factor beta receptor signaling pathway. NCBI's taxonomy places the organism in Eukaryota, Metazoa, Chordata, Mammalia, Pholidota, Manidae. Gene Ontology annotation, cellular component: Golgi membrane; early endosome membrane.
GGUGGCUGCUGUGGUCUCGGCGUCCGGCCCAAGUUCAGCGCGGCGCUGGGGCCGGAGAGGGGUAGGAGGAGGGGCGGGGGACGCGGGGACAGGACGCUCCGUGAACUGGACGCUGGCGAGCCUGCGCCGUCGGCUGGGGCCGGAGGGAGCGGCCCGGCACCGUGCGUCCUACCCACUCCGGCGAGUCCCCCAGAGACAAACGUGCGAGGUCAGUGCGGCGGUAUAGCUGGUGGGCACGGCAGGCGUGGGGAGGGCGGCCCCGUCGUCUUUGCGGGGCGCUCUGCCGGAGGACCAGGGCAGACCCCCGCCCCACUCUGUGUUCUCUUUCCCGGCGCCCCGGCGCCCCAGCGCGGGGUCCUGGGCGGCUGCAGGACAGAAUUCUGUGCCACUGGGAGGCGAGGAGGGGGACCGUGUGCACUGCCCAACUGAGGUCUCGUUCCCUCGGGCCGCUGGCGAACCGCAGUAUGGUGGGGGCUGGAGGUCAGCGGCAAGCGGAAAGAUUGUACCGGAUCUUGCGGGGGAGUUUGCGGGAAGGAAGGGGGCGGGAGCGACCAAGCCCAGCACUCAGCGUCCUGCAGCUGUGCGCUCUGCAGACCCGCCUCGCCCGGCGCCCCGGGUUCCCCGCUUGUUGACGUGGGAGCGGGGCCGUCCUGAGCCCCUGGCGUGGGCCGGGAAGCCGAUUGUGCCGGGCGGUCUGCUGUGACACUUUGGCUAGGUCUCCGGGCCCCGGAGGAAGCAGGCGGUGCUGGAUUUCUCUUUGACCCUCAUGGUGGAAUAAACAGGAAGCAAUGAGCACCCAGCCCGGCCGGCACUUGCCUUUGUUGUGGGGUCUGCCUGGAGCGGCGCAGUUCAAGCCUUAUAUUUGUAACACCAGACUGCUGUCUUCUGAUUGGACCAUUUUCAAGAGCUGACAUCAGUUUUUAUACAGUUUAAACGCAAGGGGAGAGACGAGUGCAGAGCUGCAGCUGAGACCAUACUGAGCUCUCUUGGAGCAGCAGAGACCUGUGCAGGACGCUGCCGGCUGAGGAGGCCCUGGCUCUGAGGCAGGACAGCAGGUCUUGGCAGGACAGCCUCCUUCACUGCCAUGCUCAUCAUGGCCUCCACUCUCUGGCUGGACGGCUGACGUGCCUGUGUGCCCUAGGUGCUGCUGGACUGGGUGCCGCCCCAGGUUCCACCUGCGCUCAGGGUGUAGGAUUAGGCAGGUGGGCCUCAGAUGUUACCAAGAGUCAGUGAGGGCCAAGCGAUGGACUCCGACGAGCUAAGAUGGAAGUGACCUGAGGCCUUGCCCGGGCGGCUUACUCUCAACAGGACAGCUUGAGAGUUGGGCACAGGCUUGUCCAGGAGCAGUAUGCAGGAGGCUGGUUUUCAGGCCACACGUGCUUUCACAGAGUGCAAGUUCACCUGCACCAGCGGUAAGUGCUUGUCUCUUGGCUCACUGGUCUGUAACCAGGAAAAUGAUUGUGGAGACAACAGUGAUGAAGAAAACUGUCUCCUGGUGACCGAACAUCCACCUCCAAGCAUCUUCAACUCGGAGCUGGAGUUCGCCCAGAUCAUCAUCAUAGUCGUAGUAGUCACAGUGAUGGUCAUAGUCAUCGUCUGCCUGCUGAAUCAUUACAAAGUCUCCACACGGUCCUUCAUCCAUCGCCCGAGUCAGAGCCGGAGGCAAGAGGACGGGCUGCAGCCGGAAGGGCACCUGUGGCCUUCAGACAGCUCCCGGCCCCGGCCAGUUCCCUCAGAGAUUAUGUAUGCCCCACGCUCCAGGGACAGGUUUCCUGCCCCAUCCUUUAUCCAGAGGGAUCGGUUCAGCCGCUUCCAGCCCACCUACCCCUAUGUGCAGCACGAAAUUGACCUUCCUCCCACCAUCUCCCUGUCUGACGGGGAGGAGCCACCUCCUUACCAGGGGCCCUGUGCCCUGCAACUCAGGGACCCUGAACAGCAGAUGGAACUCAACCGAGAAUCUGUGAGGGCCCCACCCAACCGAACCAUAUUCGACAGUGAUUUAAUAGAUGUUUCUGUGUACAGUGGGGGCCCAUGCCCACCCAGCAGCAACUCAGGCAUCAGUGCCAGCAUGUGCAGCAGUGGUGGGAGGAUGGAGGGGCCACCCCCGACCUACAGCGAGGUGAUGGGCCACUACCCAGGCGCCUCCUUCUUCCACCACCAGCACAGCCACGUGCACAGGGGCAGCAGACUGCCGCUCCAGCGGGACAGCUCGGGGAGCACCGUGAUGCCCUUCACGGUUAAAGACAGGAAGCCUGGGGACCUUGUCUGAUGCUCGACGGCGCAAGUGGAGGAGAAUGCCACCCAGGAGAGGGGGUGCUGUGCUGCCCCUCUGCGCCUGGGCACAUGCUAUUCAGUUUUACAUGCUACAACUGAGUAAAGCCAAAUGUGCACAUGUGGUCUUUGUUUCUGAUUCCUUUCAGGGGAAUUGCAUGCAGAAGAGACUGAAAUAAUACAAACUUCCACCCAGUCUGACUGCAAACAGUGUUUUUUGGGGGCAGGCAUUGGGGACAGGGGAUGGUUUUGGCAAAGGGUGGGUGUGGGAAUGCAGAGAAAGGGAUACUUGGAAGCUGUUGUGAAGUAAAACCCACAGAGGCACCUGAUGUAUUUAACAUGAAGGCAGAUUUUGCAGAGAAAGAGGCGCAAAUGGUCUGUUUCAUAACCAACUGAUGUACACUAUUAUAUAUCACCCCAGGAAGAAUUGGCCAGUUUGCUUUUUCUCCCAAGGUGUGGAGCUCUUAUUUUGUUCUAAAAAUAUUAUUCAAAAUUUCUGUUUUGUGUGCUCAGGUAUAAAGUGGGGGGAGUUAGAUGAGCGCACGGAGUUGAUUUGUGUUGUGCUGGUGUGGUCGAAGUUGCACCACCUUAAUGUUCAAACUCCCUGGGAGGGGGCUGUUUCACAGGAAGUUGUGUGCGCUGCCUCUUCUCUGGUGGACGAGUGCUAGGCAGACAGCCUGGAGGGCUCCCUUAAUCGUGCUGGAGGUAGCCUAACCCCUGCUGCCUUUGUCAGUCAGGAAAGUCGUCACCAGAGCUCUGGGAGACUUUUGGAUGGAAGAUAGCAAGUGCUGAAUUCCCUCAUUCCUGACCUGUUGAGUCCCUCUGCUGGCCUUCGGCUGCCUACCUUAUUAAAUUGAACCCAACACAUGCAUUUAUGUGCCCUCCAACAGUACAGUUUCUUUGGUAGUGUAGUUUUUUUUCCCCUGUGGCAUGAAAUACACUCAGAUACAUACAUAAUUUUAUGCAAUAAAUUGUUUAAGAUGCAAGGUGGUUACUUUUAAUACUGCUGACACCUGUGACUUCUCAGUGUGUUCCCAUUGUGUCUUUCCUUUCCCAGGUAGUUCAGGUCGGACAGGGUGGCUGCUUGGUGCUGCCAAGGCUCCCAUGUAGCCGCCUGGCCUUGGCAUGAGGGUUUGGCAGUGGGCUCUUCAGGCACAGGAAGCCCCUGAGGUGACUGAGCGCCAUGUUGCCGGGCAUGGUAAGCCACUGCACACUGCUAGUGGGGUACAGCCCUCUAGCAGGAAUGCAGCACUCAGAACCUACCCAGUGCCUGUGGGAGGGGGCCUGCUCAUUCUCUGCAGUGGUGGCCAGAGCUGGACAAUCAGUGACAGACCAGAGCAGGGCUGGGAGCGACUCUCAGAGCACAGGAUAAAAAGCACAACGUGCAGUGAGAAAAUGCAACUAGACAACUAAUUUUAAAUACUUUUAAAUCUCUUAGUCUUAAUCCCGAUAUUUGCAAACAUCCAUUCUUAUGUAAAACACCUUUCUUCUGGAAGUCAGCAUGGCCAGUGGCUCCACAGUAGUGGCCCUGGGAGGGUUCAUCUGUGGCAGCUGCCCGCCCAGGGCAGUUGUGCCCUCCAGCAUGAAACAGUGUUUGGGGUGCCAUCUCUAAGCACCGUGGACUGCAACUGUCUGAGGAUCUAAGCAGCGACGGCCUGUGAGUGGGCUGAGCUGAAGAAGUCCACGUCCUGUCCACUGCCCCUUGCUGUUUUAUGCUGUUUCUGUUGGUUGCAAGGUAGCUGGGUUUUGUUUUGUCUUGGGGAUUGGACCCUGCAUUAGAUUCUCCCAUGCCACACAGUAACUUCCACAGAACUAGCUAGGCUCUUAAAAGGAGAAAGAAAAGGGGCAACAGUUGUCACUUGUGCUUCAGACCCUGUCUGAAGUGUGUCCACCGAGGGCUUCAGUGGUGGUCCCAGCCGGGCAGGCCUGUGCCCUCCAGCCCCCUCCACCAGCCCGCUUACCGCUCUUGGGGCAAGCUGUGCUCAAGACAAGAAGCUUGUCCCAGUGGUGGAGGCUUGGGGCAGGUCAUUGCUGGAUCGUCUCCUCAGUUGCCAAGUGGGGUUAGCUAAUGAUGUCAUCCUUCCAAACCUUGCCUGUAAUUCUGGUAAAGUGGGUGAAACCCAUCCCAUAGCUCAAAAUGGUUUUACAGUGCUUAUUUUUCUACCUGCUACAAGAAUGAGGCAUGAUUAGAAACCUGUAUGUUCUUUAGUCACUUUAGAAGUAUAUGAACAUUCUGCAGAUGUCCACAGUAUUGGCAAAAUAAUUAUUUAAUUCAAAUAACCUUAAUCGUCCGAGAAAACAGAUUCCUUCCCACUCAGCCUAAAGUAUUGCCCUUUGAGUUAAAUAGUUAAAGGCACAGUCACAUCAACCAUGGCUUGGUCUUUGAGGAUCCUCAAUAAUGACUUCGUUUAAAAGCCAAGGUCAUCAGUUGAGAAGUAAUAGUCAGUUUCCCCUUGACAUAAGAAAAAGGUGAUUGAGAGCAGUGGCUCUUGAAGGUUGUGGCUAGCCUGUUUGCACAGUGCUGCCCCUCGCUGCUUGGUGUGGGAAAGGAGACUAUGGGGAUGCAGUCUGCACAGCAGGCCUGAUACCCAGGAGCCAACAUGCUCACAGACCCCAGGCUCCAGUUUAGAAACUGGUGGGUCAGGCAGUCAGGAAUAGGCUUAGUUCAGUAGAGCAUUUAAAAAAUGGAUCACAGUGUUCAAAAUGACAGCUGGUGGGAACUGAUACUCCUGGGCAACCUGCUGUCCAUUUGUCCCGUUUGUCCACUGUCUCAGGGACUUCCAGGAGCAUGAAGCCCAAGGUGUGUUGAGUCCCAUUUAUAGCAGCACAAAGUUCAGGCAGAUAGUUUCUUUUUCAUUAAAUCUAGAGUUCUUCAGAUACUGAAGCAGUCCUUGGUACAAGAGAUUUUGCUAAACAAAUUAAGCAUUUAAAAGUGGAUCUAUUCUUUGAGUCACUAACCAAAACGUAAUGCCAAAUAAGCUUGGCAAGCUUACCCUACAUUUUCUCCAUGUUGUGUACGGACACUCAGCCCAUGAGAAACUUCAAGAUAGCAGGACUACACUUAAGUCCACUAAUUUUAGCUCAAGCUUAUGGGAGAGGAAGUGGAGCUAGCAGGACAGGGUCCUCAGCACAUGGGGCAUGUGGUUCACAUGACCUGACUUCCCAGAGCUCCGUGCUGUCCCCUUCGUUUGCCAUCAUGAGAAGAAGGGCCCAGAAGGCAAGUCCUUUUGAAAGGGCUGUGCUUCUCUGCUCCGAUCCCUGCUUCUUCUAGAGCCAGCCUGCCCUGUGACAGGGCACCUUGCGGCCUGUCUGCCCCACUGGGAGACCCAGGUGCCACUGCCCCCAUGGGGCAAGCCCGGUGGGUGCAGUACCAACCCCAGCUGGUAGAUUCACCCUUCAUUUUCUUAAAAUUCCUAAGCUCAGCAGUGUACGAAUGGAAAAACUGGGAAGGAUACUUGGGUUUUAUUAACUGUUGUUUGAUUUUGUCUAUGUGACUAAAACAGAAAAAACACCAGUGCUUGGCACCGAGCCUCUGUAGGUGACAUAGGCCCCCUCCUAGCUUUCCUUUGGUGUCCCCAACCCCAGGGGACAGCAGGGCUGAGGCUCACCUGGUCGGACAGGCCUUGGGGACCGUUGAGAAAGUCAUGGUUGGGUGACAAGCUAGCAAGUCUCCACAGAGACUGUGUCUAACCAGAGUCACAGAGCAAGAAGCCUUGCAUCCCCCGAAUCACAGAUGAUGGUCUGGAUUGCUGGGUGCCAGCCCCGCUGGGCAUGGGUUCCAAGCAGGCCCUCUUGGCCAGGCCCAGCGGCCAGCAUGAAGGACUCCCCAAGCUGGAGUCACCACCUCGGCUUAGGUGACUUCACCUCCCAUAGAGAUGCAUCUUUUGCACAGUCCAAGUGUAUAGGUUGUGGCCAGGAUCGGGCAGUUGGGCUGCAGUGUCAGGGAGCUGGUGAGUGGUUGGGAGGCCUUGCUGGGCGAGCUCCGUCCUCCUUCAGUCCUGUCCCCUCCUUUCGGUGUGCUCACUUACUGUGCACGGGGGACCGAGCUGCAGACUUCGAUGCGCAAACUUGUGUGCUGUGUGGAUCCCUAUUCACUUUCGAGCUCUGCAUGUCAGGAGUUUUAAAGCAACCCAUCCGCUUCCAGCAGACUCGGGGAGCUGGGACCCUACCAGGGCCAUGCUCUGCUGUCACCUGUGUCGUGCCUCACUUACAAUGGUGCUUCCUCAGCUAUCUGUCUUUCCUUGUGUUUUAUGUAUAAGGUGCUGUAUAUAACUUGAAUAUAUUAUGCACAUAUCCUACCCAAUGGGUAGAACAAAAAAUUGUUAAUAUUGUAAUAUAAUGUAUAGAUACCAAUUUUAACACAAAUGGCAUAGAAUUUGUGAAUGCCUAUGUGCUUUGUCCUCUUUUGUAAGGAAAUUUGCAAAUGUAUGCAUACAGAUAAAAGUCUGUGCAGUUUAUUUUCCUAUUAAAUAUCAAUAUAAUAACACAAGGAAAAGAAGUCUGAACAAGUAAGCCACAGUUUAUGACCAGCAUAUGUAUAGCAAUCGAGAGCUGCAUCUUUGCUGUGAAAACUUUUGAAAUACUAAUUUUAAAAAAUCCCACAGCUUUUGGGUUGCCACUAUAUGCUUCUUAAUCUCUUUAGUAAUGCUCAGAUGGACAAGUGUGUGUUAGAAAAAAAAUUUAUUUUUCAAUUUGCUUUAUGAAAAGACAUUAUCUCAUGUUACAGAAUAAUGAGAUGGCAGACCCCAGUUAAAAGUGCACAUUUUGUUAAAAUUGCAAAAAUUAUGUCAGAGCAAAUAAUGGCCUGCAGCAGAGGACUUUGUUCAGCACAGAGCUAACCUUCCCAUUCAGUCCCAAGUUUCUCUGGGCCUUUCUCUUUGGAAAAACUGAAGCUGUGGAGCCAAUAAACUACCAGUAGUUUGUAGGGACAGAAUACCUUGGGAAAGCGAACGCACUGAAGACUGCCCUUCGUAGAAACUGUCUCGUUUCGGGUUAUCAUUAGUAGAGAUUUAGCUAGCAGCCAGAAGAAUCUUACAUUCAUUCCUGUUGCUGUCUCAUGGUGAUCUCGACCCAAAACAAGCCUGGUUUUGCCAUCAGUGAAGGGUCACAUUUUCAGCUGCAUGUUAUCACACGGCUCUUACACAGCAUCUACUUCCAGUUCAUUUUUUAGUGUCUGUGACUUCUGCUUUUAUCUUAGUAUUUUCACAUUACAAACAGAAAUGCCUACAAUGUGUUUCACUAAAACCACUAUUGAACCAUGGGUGUCUGCGUCCUUUCCAAUGUUGUCUGUGAAGACAAUUGUGAGAUUUCGUCUCUCCGAUCCAUUUCUAUUUCAUUGUCAUCAGAGGGUAAUUCUAGUUAACUCCACAUUGUUAAUUUACUGUGUAGUGUAUGUUGUGAUUUUGAAAAUCACUACAGGAUCAUUACCUUAACCUCCACAAAACAAAUUACCAAUUAUUGAGCUGACUAAAAAGGCAGCCUUUUGUUUAUAAUGUUCUGAAAGGACCUUGAAAAGAGAAUUAUCUCACGUGCUCUGUCCACCCAGCACAUUGUCUGCUGUGCUGCAGGGGCCCCCUCAGGAUCAGUACUGAGAACGGAGGCUCUUUCGACCAGAAACACCCCACCCCGCUCCGGGUUCCAUCUCUUGGGAGAACUGUUGGGCAUGCGUGUCAUCGGAGAAUGUUCUAGACUCAGAGGUUACUAAAAUUUGUUACCAUGCCAUUGCUUCCUUUCUACAGAAGUAAUGAGGCUUAAACUUCAUUGUUAAUGAUGUUGGUUCAUUCUGAUGUGCUUGUUGGUAUAUUGCUAUUUUUCAUUCCAUAGCUUUCAAAAAUCCCAUUUUCUAAUUGUAUACUUGUCUAGUUUAAAGUUACUUCAAAAUACUGCUCAUAGUGUUUAUUAGUUAAUUUUUAUUAUAAUGCAGCUUACUAAAAAAGUACAACUGUAUUGGAACUUUUCAAUGGUUCAUAUGUGACCUGAUAAUGAGAAGUCAUUAAGGUAUCUAACAGCGAUUUGUGCUUUCGUUUCAACACAAUUCCCAGUUACACACAGAAAAAGGUUUUCAGCUAUUGUGUAUUUGCCUCUUUUAACUCAACAGUGGUGAUGUAGGUCUUGGAACUGAAGUCUGCAAUCACAAUACUUUUCUAAGAAAGAUGUUGCU